Messenger RNA from Emiliania huxleyi CCMP1516, 1365 nucleotides. RefSeq lists its product as hypothetical. The record is from RefSeq and is a predicted model, not a curated record. The transcript has 3 exons. The coding region runs from base 1 to 1182 and encodes 393 amino acids. NCBI's taxonomy places the organism in Eukaryota, Haptophyta, Isochrysidales, Noelaerhabdaceae.
AUGCUCUGCCACCUCGCGGGGCUCGCACUCGUGCCUCCGCGCGCGCCGACGCUCGCGCCGCGGCGAGGCUGGCAGCGGUCGGCUGUCGCGUCCUCCGUGAGGCCGCCGCCGCUGCCCGACGACCGGCCGGGGCUGCCGCCGCCGACCGAGGAGGGCGGCGUGCUCGCGCAGAUCCUUCCCAUCUCGCUGCUGCUCGAGUCGCAAGAGGCGGACCGCGCUGGCGACCUGGCGGUGGGAGAGGACGCCGGAGCCUUUGCGUGGCGGAACGAGCGGUGGGGCCAGGUGAUCGAGGACGGCGGCGAGGUUGGGCGCGACUGGCUCACCUUUUUCGCGGCGGUCGGCACAAUCAUGUCGGCGCUGGUCGUGCUGUGGAUCUACUCGCCGACGGGGUACGGCGACGACUUUCUGGCGGCGCUCGAGGCAGCGUGUGGCGGCAACUCCCACCUCGUCACUCUCGCCUUCGGGAUCCUCUUCCCCCUCGUCCACUCUGGCCUCGCCGGCCUCCGCCCGUACGCGUCGCGGGUCACGGGCGAGCGGCUGUGGCGAGUCCUCUUUGCGUCGUGCUCGCUGCCGCUCGCCUACUCGUGGAUCGUCUACUUCAUCUCGCACGCGCACGACGGCGUCGUCUGGUGGAACGGAGAGGCGUCUCCCGUUGCGCACGCCGUCGCCUGGUGCGCGUCCUUCUCCUCCUUCUUCCUCCUCUACCCGUCAGUCUUCAACCUCAAGGAGGUUGCCGCGGUCGAGAAGCCGCGCCUCCACCUCUGGGAGACCGGAGUCAUUCGGAUCACCCGCCACCCGCAGAUGGUCGGGCAGCUGCUGUGGUCCGCCGCCCACUUGUCGAUGGUCGGCUCAUCCUUCACCGCCCUUACCAUGGCCCUCCUCGUCGGGCACCACCUCUUUGCGGUGUGGCACGGCGACCGGCGGCUGGAGGCGGAGCACGGGGACGCGUUCCGCGCCGUCAAGGAGCGCACCUCCGUCUGGCCCUUCCUCGCCAUCCUGGACGGCAGGCAGACCCUCCCGCCCGACUACUACAAGGAGCUCGUGCGCGCGCCCUAUGUGCUGAUUGCCGCCGGCACCCUCGCCGCCUACAAGGCCCACCCGUACAUGCAGGCCGGCGCCGCCCUCGUGCGGAACACCGGUCUCGUCCCGGGCGGUGUCCUCGAUGGCCUGCUGGGCGAGUGAGCGUUUGCCGAUCGACUGCGCGAGGUGGGUCCAGAAGAUGCGAGAACCGAGCUAAUCUCUUUUCUUUCGCCAUCUGUAUCUUGACACGACAUGCCGCGGUGUGCAUGCGGCUUUUGCGGGUCUCGGGUGACGCGGGUCCUCACUCAAGUGUGGGACAUAUUCAUGUUACCCCUUGUAAUUUUC